AACCCUUAAAAUAUUGAAAUUAUAAAGAUUUUCGCAAACAAUUCACAAAUGGACAAAAAUGCCAAAAGCUUAACCAAGCCAAGAUUCUUCAAAACACACAGCAGAAACAACCCCAAAAGCAUCCCUCAUCUUACCUUCUCCAUUAACCAAACCUUUAUCUCAAACAAUUUCCAUCCACAAACACCACAAACACCAUCCAGAGCCUUCCGCCCAACAGUAUCUUCAAUUUCUCCAAAGAAAUUCUUCUCAAGCAAAAACCGAAGAUCACUAAGCAGAGAAGGAAGAAGAUCCUCUCUCUUCCUUAAUCUCAAACUCAGGGCCGCCUCUAUGAGUAUGAGUAGAAGGAGAGUGAGUCAGACUUCGAAGCCAAUGAAGAAGAGAAAGAAAUCUAGAUCAAAUGAAAGGCCUUUUCAUUAUCUAACUUACAACCAGAAAAUGAGUACUACAAGCUCAAUCCUAACUCCUAACCAAAAGAAAAUCUCCAAAAAGCCAUCACUCAUUUCACUUUCCUUAAAAAAAUUCCUCCAAAACAAAACCCCCACUCUCUACAACCCCAAGGAAGAGUCCAAAACUAUCAAAACCACUACCAACCCCAAAAAUCCCCACUCCAACACCCUAACCACCAUCCCCCCAAAUCCCCCCUCCCAACCCCCCAGAAUCCCCCUCCCCUCCUUCCGCCCUCCCUCCCCAAAAUCCACUUCUACAGCCCUCGCCCAAAUAAAAUUCCUCCAGUCCCAGAACAAAUCCCUGACUGCCGAAGUCAAGUCUUACAAAGAAAGUGAGGAAAAGCUUAAGGCUGAAAUCCAGGAAUUAGAGCAGAAGGUGGAAUGACUUCAGCUGAAAUAUGUAGAGGAGAGCAAAGAUGAGGAGGUGGGGAGAGAUGUGGGGGAAGAGGAGGAAGAUCAGGAGGUGAAUUAUGAGGUUAUUGUUGAUAAUGUCGAUGAUGCAGAGCAAGAAGAGGCGAGAGAGCCCUCAUAUAUCGAAAUGAUUUCUCAAUCAAAUGACCCAACCAUUAUCGUUGAAGACACUUCAGUCUCCUGCGAAGAAGCAGUUGGGUCCAAGAAUAUUAAAAAGACUGUCAAACUCAACAAACAACAGAAGGCUUUGAUACAACAAAGUUAUAAAGACUGAAGUUCUUCAAGCAAUUAGAUUCCUCGAAGUUAGAGAUAAAUUUAAUAAUGAAUACCCAGAUUUGCAGAUUACUCAGGGUCAAGCCAGAGCAAUCUUGAAAAGCAUGAAUAAACUCCGUCCAGAAGAUGAUAAAUAAAAUUUUGAGAAAAUCAGUACCAGCUAUUGCAAAAUUUAGAAAUGCAGCCAGAGCAGCAGGGUGGCUGCUCCGCUUGCCUGGGCAGAGCUUGGUCUUGCAGCCUUCGGAGAUAGGAGAUUUGUCAGUGAUUGAUGAAACGGAAAUGGGGCACAGUGAGGGUGGACAAGGGGGACAGCAAAUUGGUUCGAGAGAGCAAGCUAAAAGGAUGGUAGAAUUGAACAAGUGCGAGACCUUUAUUGAUAGUAAAGGAAAUAUAACUAACAAAAUAAUCUGCAGAACCAAUUACCAAAAGAGAAACACCACUAAUGAAAUCUCUCUGUCUCGAUCCAGCCCCUUCAAUCCUGACCCUGCUCAAGCCCAGUACGCCAAUCUUCAAGAGAGAUUGUCAAAAGAAGCAGAGGAUAAGGACUGCCACCAAAACAUGUUUACUUAAGUGAAGAAAUUUAAAGGAC
This is a messenger RNA of Moneuplotes crassus, 1719 nucleotides long. The record is from the annotation of a GenBank genome assembly. Lineage: Eukaryota; Ciliophora; Spirotrichea; Euplotida; Euplotidae.